CAACAGGGUUAGGCAGCGGUGCAGCGACGGCAGCCACCAAAGUAGGGGCUGAAGGGGAAGAGGAAGCAGGCUCAAACGGCGGCUGGGACCUUGGAGGAGCCGGGAAACGGCCCACUGCAGAGAUGAAGGGAGAAGCUGGAAGUACGCUACAUAAUGAGAAGCCCAAGCAGGAGGGACACAUCUGGGGCUCCAUGAGGAGGACGGCUUUCACCCUGGGUUCUGGCCUUCUCUUGCUUGUGGCCUUCUGGAACUCAGUGACGUGGCAUCUUCAGAGAUUUUGGGGUGCUUCUGGCUACUUUUGGCAAGCCCAAUGGGAGAGGCUGCUGUCUACAUUCGAAGGAAAGGAAUGGAUCCUCUACAUUUUAGGUGCCACCCAAGUGCCCACUCUGCUCUUCUGGAGCUUCAGUGGGCUUCUACUGGUGGUUGACACAACCGGAAAACCUAACUUCAUCUCCCGCUACCGAAUUCAGCUUGGCAAGAACGAACCAGUGGACCCCGUGAAACUACGCCAGUCUAUCCGCACAGUUCUCUUCAACCAGUACUUGAUCUCUUUCCCCGUGCUGGUCUUCCUCUAUCCCAUCCUCAAGUUGUGGGGAGACCCCUGCCGCCGAGAGCUCCCUACCUUCCACUGGUUCCUCCUGGAGCUGGCCCUCUUCACUCUGAUUGAGGAAGUCAUGUUCUACUACUCACACCGGAUCCUUCACCACCCAAGAUUCUACAAGAAAAUCCACAAGAAACACCAUGAGUGGACAGCUCCCAUUGGCGUGAUUGCUCUCUAUGCCCACCCUAUUGAGCAUGUGGCCUCCAACAUGCUGCCAGCGAUGGUGGGUCCCAUAGUAAUGGGCUCCCACUUGUCCUCCAUGACCAUGUGGUUUUCCUUGGCCCUCAUCAUCACCAUCAUCUCUCACUGUGGCUACCAUCUACCCUUCUUGCCUUCACCUGAAUUCCAUGACUAUCACCAUCUCAAGUUCAACCAGUGCUAUGGGGUGCUGGGGGUGCUGGACCACCUCCAUGGGACUGACACCGUGUUUAAGCAGACCAAGUCCUACGAGAGACACAUCCUCCUGCUGGGCUUCACUCCACUCUCUGAGAGCAUCCCUGACCCCCCGAAGAAGACUGAGUGAGAGAGGGCCCAAGUGCCACCCUGGCUGUCCCCUCAGCAGGGGACUGCUAAGGUGGCCUGAGGCCUCCUGAUCGCACCUCAUAACUUGCUCCUUCAGCUAUGCUCUCUCUAAUGAUGGCCCCAUGAGGGCAGAGGGAAGGUCAGCUUCCUAGCAAAGCAGGGCCAAGGAUGGGAUUGGGCUCCCCCAGUUGCCCCUGUUGUCCCUCAUGGGGACCAGGAGUUGGCUUAAGGAAGGGGAAAAAACAGCUCCCCAGAAUGGCCAGUCAGAGGGAAGAAAACACUUUGAGGGGGCUCCUGGCAAGUCCUCUGCUGUGGAAGGGGUGAGAGACCCCAGAUGACUCCUUUGUGGCCUAGGCAAGACGUAGAGAAUGACAAAGGUGGCAGCAAGACUGGAGGCUCUAUCUGGGAGAGCUCCUUCUGGUGUCCGGGGUUGGGGGAACCAGAAGACAUCACUUUGCCCCUUUCUGUCCCAAAAAGCUUUUCUCAUACUCUAUUCAGGUCAGGGCCAGGACACUCUGGCAGUGGUUACGGGGUCAAUUCCCUAUUACCCCCAACACACACACACACGCACGCACGCACACACAUACACACUGAGUCAGUGACAAAGGCCCCAUUUCAACUCUGCCCCACUGCAAACAAACAUCAUCCCUCUCUGAAAAGAAAAAUACCGAUCACAGAAGCUCCUCCCUGGAUUAGAACUGAGAUACCAGCGAGGUGCAGACCAAGCCCCAGUACCUUCAGCCAUACAUGGAAAGCAAAGGCCAAGCCCUGUGGACUUGCUGAGCUGGGGGUCCUUUU
Molecule: messenger RNA, 1921 nt
Organism: Diceros bicornis minor
Lineage: Eukaryota; Metazoa; Chordata; Mammalia; Perissodactyla; Rhinocerotidae
Gene: FAXDC2
Product: fatty acid hydroxylase domain containing 2
Exons: 9
Coding region: 123-1124 (333 amino acids)
Biological process (GO): sterol biosynthetic process
Molecular function (GO): C-4 methylsterol oxidase activity; iron ion binding
Source: RefSeq, a predicted model, not a curated record